Molecule: messenger RNA, 1303 nt
Organism: Betta splendens (Siamese fighting fish)
Lineage: Eukaryota; Metazoa; Chordata; Actinopteri; Anabantiformes; Osphronemidae
Gene: tmem50a
Product: transmembrane protein 50A
Exons: 7
Coding region: 72-635 (187 amino acids)
Biological process (GO): protein targeting to vacuole; late endosome to vacuole transport via multivesicular body sorting pathway
Source: RefSeq, a predicted model, not a curated record
GUCCUUUGAAUGCAACAACAUCAACAUCGUCUCAGGGAUUCGCUCAUCAAACGGGUGUGGGUGUACUGCGCAUGUGCAGGACCGAGCUCUUUCGGGAAGCAAAGUCGGGUUUAUCCAAGCGCUUCGCAUCAAAAACCAAAAAAAGAAGAGUCAUGUCAGGAUUUCUGGACGGAAUCCGGUGCGGAGACUGUGAGUGCAGUGUGGACUGGGGAGAGAGGAGAAACACGAUCGCCUCUAUAGCUGCUGGAGUCCUGUUCUUCACUGGUUGGUGGAUCAUCAUCGAUGCUGCUGUGAAAUACCCUCUAGACCCGGAUUUUCAUCAUGCCUACCACGCCUGCGGAGUCAUUGCUACAGUGGCCUUUCUCAUGAUAAAUGCUGUUUCAAAUGGCCAAGUGAGAGGAGACAGCUACAGUGAAGGCUGCAUGGGACAGACAGGCGCAAGAGUGUGGCUCUUCAUUGGCUUCAUGCUGGCCUUUGGCUCGCUCAUCGCCUCUAUGUGGAUUCUGUUUGGAGGAUUCGUAGUGCCUGCAAAGGAAUAUGUGUACCCCGGCAUCGCCAUUUUCUUUCAAAACGCAUUCAUUUUCUUUGGGGGUUUGGUCUUCAAGUUUGGACGUACAGAGGAUCUGUGGCAGUAAUACUGUACAUUCUGUGUGUCGUCAUGUCCACUGAUAUACACUCUGCUUUCAAUAUUGUAUAAGACGAUAUGCUUUAGUGGCCGCGUACUUUAUAUAUUAACUUUUUUAGCUUUCAAAGGAACGUUUAAUUUAUAACUUUUGCUGUAUAUUGGCAUAAGCAUUCACAAGCACAUAUGUUCAUAAAUUCUUUUAAACCUUUAAAAAUGUGGCACAUCUUGAAGUUGGUCAGCACUCAGUGUGUGUGGCCAAAUUGUUAGACUGGUUUACAUCAUGUGCUUAAAAAAAAUUAUGCAUUUUGAAACAUUUAUUUUUCUGAAUUGACAUCUACCAUUUUUACCAUAUUUGAAUUGUAAAAAAACCCCACAAAUUAUUAUGGUACAAAAUUCCAUUGAGAAACCAUGUUUCAUAAUCCUUAAUGCAUAAACAGUGAAUGUAGUUAAAUGGGAUCGUUUGUUAUUUUCAUGAUGGAACGCUAUUAGGUCUGAAAUUUUGCAGUCGUCCAGAUUUAUUGGUUAAUUUAGGUAAUGGGGUUCUUUUGAUGACUUAAGGUCAACACUGGAGAUUUGAGAUUUGUAUAUAAUUGUCCAUAUGGCUUGUGAAGUUUCCAAACCAAUAUGUCAAAUCCUGACAACAAUGGCAACAUUAAACACAAACGUACUGAAGAGUAA